Melospiza georgiana is the source of this 1675-nucleotide messenger RNA. Its product is annotated as protein mono-ADP-ribosyltransferase PARP12-like. Lineage: Eukaryota; Metazoa; Chordata; Aves; Passeriformes; Passerellidae. The record is from RefSeq and is a predicted model, not a curated record. Bases 728 to 1633 code for a protein of 301 amino acids. The transcript is spliced from 9 exons. Gene Ontology annotation, molecular function: NAD+ poly-ADP-ribosyltransferase activity.
UUGGAGCAGUCUGAAAUUGCAAAGGAGCUGCUGCGUGUCACAGAGGCACACACAAAGCGUGAAAAGUCCCUUCUUUGUCCGUUUCCUCUGAAGAGAAAAAGUGAACAAGAAUUGAAAUUCCUGGGAGGAACUAAGUAAUGCUACCUGCUGGACCAUGGCUUCUUUGUAAAUGAUAAGUCAUUUGACAUAUGCUGGGAAACCACACUUGGGUGCCUCCGCUGACUGUGCAGGAAUAUGAUCUUGCAGGGCUAUACAUAGGAAGACUGCUCUGAGACCUGUUCCAUUCCCAGAUACUGAAAAUGCAGACAGAUAUAGUACCAUGACUGAGAAAUCAGAGGUUCAACAGCUCCACAGAUGACAUUGGAAUUGAAAAGGAUAAAAAUAAAAAAUAUGGUGUUCAGAAGAUAUCAGUUUACAGUGAGCUCAAGUUUCCAGCUUGCAGAGAGGUGUUUGUUUUUUAGAGAGGAUGGUGUGCUGCUCCCAGCAAAGAUAUGUAAACAUUUUCUACCAAGCCAGAAUGCUCUUCCUAAAGCUCCUGUCUCAUUUCUACUGAAGCAUUUAGGCCUCAGCGGGUCUAAGAGCUUCAAGAAUGGCCAGAAGCGAAAGAAAGUGCUGUGUCUAGGAUAGAGUGCAGAGCAGAGAUUUUGCUGGGCAGAGCAAGCAGCCAGGUGCCCAUCAGCUCUUCUGCACUUGUGUUGUCUCCUGACUCAUCUGCCUGCUCCUGAAAAUGGAGUAUGUCUGGUAUUGGCUCGAUGAUUCCAACCAGUGGAUUGAGUAUGGGAAAGAGCACCCAGGUCAUGCCACUGCCACUGUAACAUCUGCAUUUCUGGAGAAUGAAUAUCAAACUGACAAGAAUGGUGUUAUUUUCUUCAGGGCUGGUUCUCAGCAGUAUCAGUUAGACUUUGCAGACAUGGUCCAAACAAAUGUGCUCUUUAAGACUCAAAGAAGUGUUACUCGACUGCCUAAAGAGUCUGAAGAUGGACAAGAUGGAAGCCAAAACAUGACUCUAUCACAUCCUGCCUAUCCUCCACAGUGGGACCAAACUGCACUGCCUGAUAUUGGGUACAAGUUAAUACAGCUCAGCACUGAUUCCCAAGAAUAUAUAAAAAUCAAGAGGCUGUUUGAGAAGACAAUGAAAGGUUACUGCAUCAACCAGCUGCAGAGGAUUCAGAACCCAACACUUUGGGACAUCUUUCAGUGGCAAAAAGAAAAGAUGAAGAAGCUUCAUAAAUCGAAAGGGGUGAACGAGAGGCUCCUGUUCCAUGGCACAAGUUCAUCCCAUGUGUCUGCCAUCUGUGAGCAGAACUUUGACUGGAGGCUCUGUGGGACUCAUGGGACAAUGUAUGGAAAAGGAAGUUACUUUGCCAGAGAUGCCAGCUAUUCCCACGAGUACUGCUCCUCUCUCGGUGGGCGCUACCGCAUGUUCGUAGCUCAGGUUCUCGCUGGAGACUUUGUGCGGGGCAGCCCUGAGUACUGCCGCCCUCCGCCCAGAGACAAAAACUCAAACAGACUUUAUGACAGCUGCGUGGACGACCCCACAGACCCUUCCAUCUUUGUCAUCUUUGAGAAGCAACAAGUUUACCCUGCCUAUAUCUUGGAAUACAGCCUUGAGACCAGCUGUGUGGUCCUGUAGUGAAUGGUGGAAUGUCUUUUGAAUUCACACUGAAUAAAUUAC